UAGUCAGUCAACGACGGGGCUCCCAGUGGAACUGCGUACAGUGAGCUGAAUAGACAGCAAUGCGGACGAAGAAGGGCAAAAACGAGGGGAUUUGUCUGUUUUUUUGUAAUUGCCCACUGGAUGGGAGCUUCGUUUGGUCGUAAAGCGUAACUUAAGAGGGAUUUCCUCCGCAAAAACACCCAGAGAAGGACAUUUAAGGGGAGCAGCUCCGGGGCGGAUAUUUUCCUGACAAAACCCUAACCCACAUCCGUAUUCCCAGCUCCGGCCGGUGGUCGUGUGGAACAGUCUGAUAAAAGAAUGAUUGCCUGAAUAUUUUUAUACUCUAUUGUAGCCUUUUUCACUAGCACCGCAUCACAAUUUAACGGACUCGCUAUGGUGGAUUCCCCUACCAUGAGGAAGACUUUUGUGGUCCCAGACAUAAAGCCUUUGGAUUUGUAUGACUGUAUUAAAGCUAAAAUAUGCGCAAGUGUCGGAUGGCUCUUGGCAAAGUCCUACGGCAGUGCAGAGAAUGUCCCUGUGGAGCUACGUGACCCUUUCUACUGUGAUCAGUAUGAACAGGAGCACCUCAAACCACCAGUCACACGCUUCCUUCAGUCCUCAGAACUCUACUGUCGCACCUACAGUCUAUUAUUGGGAGCCAAUGGAGCUGAGGCGCAGCCCAAAGACAAUGUCACUCUACUGCAGCUUCUUGCUCAGAGAGGAAUAGUCUCCAAAGACCAAGACACACCAGUAACUGAUGCAGAUCUCCGGCAUAAACCCAUCAAAAUGAGUGCUCACCUGGCAGUAAUAGAUGCCCUGAUGUCCAUGGGAGCUAUGGAGACGGUUACUGCAGCGAAAACACGUGGCUCUGGUGAACUACUGGGUGGAGCUUCCAGUUGGGAGGAUGCUUUGCUUCAGUGGGUUAACGGGUUAAACCAGAAGCUGAGAGAACGCACUGAAGGAGCCCAAAAUGACACAUCUCAAGCUGUUACAGAGCCUCAACCUGUCCAACCCUCUUGUCCAACUCGCUGGUACUGGAAGCUUGUUCCUCUCCGCUAUAGGAAGGAUAAAAUUCAGUCCAGACAAAAACCCAUCUUUCCAGUGGUUAAUGAAGUCAAAGACUUAUCCAGUGGUUGUGCCAUUGUUGCUGUCAUACACUAUUAUUGCCCAGGCCUGCUAAGACUUGAAGAUGUUUGUAUGAAGGAGUCCAUGACUGUAGCAGACAGCUUGUACAACUUGCAGUUCAUCCGUGAAUUCUGCGACAGCUGCCUCAAGAGCUGCUGUCACUUGACACUGGAGGACAUGCAAUACACACCACAGGAACUUAAGCUCAAUUUGAUGAGCUUCCUCGCAGAGCUGCUGUACUGGUUUGAGGUACAGAGGCCAGAAUUUGUUCAGCCAAUUGACACAUUAGAUGACUCUACGCCAGUAACGCCAAGUGGUAACAGUGUCUCCCCCUCAAUCUUUAAGAAGCCCUUUCUUCCCAUCUCCUCUCCUGUGUCAGGAUCUUUGACUCAGUCUACCUCAAUGUCUCAUAUAGAAGGAGUUGGAAAAACAUGGAGCAAGAAACCUCUCAGCCGCCCCUUGUCUGCAGUAUCAUUCAGCAUUCCCUUUGGCCUGGACAGUGAUGUGGACAUUGUAAUGGGUAACCCUGUGAUAACCCGCUCUGUGAGCUCUGACCAACUUAACCCAGCAAGCCAAAACAUGACUAGGGUGCCCUACACUCCACCUGAAGAUCUCAGCCAUUUAGUUAGCAAACCCUCCGGCCCAAAUGGUCCCCAGAGAGCUUCUUGGACAACUCAGACUCCCAGCAUUCCAAGGUUACCGGAGGAGAAUGGCCUUGGGGUGAGUGAAACAGGAGAGCUGCCUACCAUUGAAGAGGCUCUUCAAAUCAUCCACAAUGAGAGUAAGAUGGAGCCUCGUUUACACCCAGAUGGAGCUCCCGAUGGCUUCUACCUCCACUCUCCUGAUGACCCUGCUAGUUCUAGACACAACAGCAACUUAGCACCCAUCAGCUGCUCUGCCCCGUCACGCUCAGGAAUGAUGUACCGGCCCACGGGAGACUCCAGAGAGGCCAAACGAACCAGAAACACCUCAGAAUGUUCACGUGAUGAUGACUCUGUUUUGAGAGAUGGUAGUGUGGACUCGGAUGCCUCAGAAGACCUGCCUAAGGCACAAUCCACUCCAACCACACCAGCUUCUGGUGCAAGGGGCCAGAGCAAAGAGGGGCCUGACAGUGGUGUGAAAAUGACCAGCUUUGCAGAACGCAAGAAAAAGCAGAUAAUGGAUUCUCCCAAAACCAGCGAGCCCACUCCUCCUCAGAUGACCACAUGGGCACAGAAGUCUGAAGAAAGCCCGACCAAGAGCCCUCAACUCAAUAAUGAAAUGUCUGAGCUGGGGGUUCGACUUGAAGAAAAACGCAAAGCUAUCGAAGCCCAGAAGAAGCGCAUUGAAGCAAUUUUUGCAAAGCACCGGCAAAGACUGGGUAAGAGUGCCUUUUUGCAGCUGAAGAAGGAACAGCAUGAGGUGGAAGAUGGAGGUGAAGGAGGGAAUGGCCAGGUCAGCACUUCAUCCACAGAGGAAGACCUUUCUUGCUUGACACUGGAAGAAAGACUGGCACGAAUGGAGGAGGAAGAGCAGCAAGGACAGGGUGAACAGAAUCCUUUGGUGGUGCAAGAGGGCAAUGUCAAAGGACUAAUGCUCAACAAACAAGUUGGUCACGCCAAAGAAAAAGCAGGUAUUUCAGGGGAGAAGACCUGUGGGACACCUAAUGAGAAAAUGGUAGCUCCUUUAGGGGACUAUAACAAUGCUGUAUCCAAGUUGACUGCAGCACUGAGCUCUCUGCAAAGUGACAUGCAACGACUGACUGAGCAGCAGAACCAGCUCAUUAAGAAGAAAACUGCAGCUUCCAGCAACAAAUCCUGGGUUAUACCAGCUAGCCCUAAGACUUCCACCCCAGCCCCUCCCUCUGCACGCCUUUCCCGAGAAUCCACACGAGAUUUGAAUUCAGCUUCCUCCUCUCCAUCUCCAUCGCGCAGACUCUCAAACCACACCACCCCUCCAAAAUCUCCUCAGGUGUUACAUCGUAGAGCUCAGUCUGUGCCACCUAAAAGCCCUAAGCAUCAUCAACACAGUCGUCCAUUGGAUGUUAAGGUUCCAACUCUCUCAAGGGUUCUCACACCACCUCAAAAUGUGGACCGAAUUCCACAUCUCCGUCGUGUCAAUCCCUGGCAGUCCCAGGUCCAGACUUCCUCUUCAUUCUCCAUUGGAGAUUCUGAAAACUUAGAUGAGCUGCGCUCAUCUGGACUGACUCCUGUUCCUACACCUGCAUUAUCACCAAUACCAACACCAACUGCUACCCCAGCUCCCCGUCCCGCAGCAGACGACAACUUGUCAGAAGUAGGUUCUAUUGACGAUCAUAGUAUAUUUAGCAUGGACCUGGAGGCGGGACCCUCACAUGCUUUGCCUAAAAAGGAAAGUCUUGCAGGUGGGGGGUGCAGCUCUGGUGCUCCAUCAGAGUGCUCAUUUGAGAGCGAUGCUUCUGCAAUGAUCAUGAAUGGCAAACGCAGCAGCCUGAUAGAGAUCUCACUGUCUGCUCUAAGAGGAGAUGGAGAGGAUGAUGAUCAAGUACCUGAUGCCUUGUCUGACUCAAUGAGUGACAGGACGGAGCCAGAGAUGAAAGGAGGAGUUGGUUUCUUUUUCAAGGAUGACACCGAGCGACCAGAGGAUGAGAUGGCCCAGCGAAGGGCUGCGCUGCUUGAGAAACAACAGAAAAGAGCUGAAGAGAUGAAAAGACGCAAACUUGAGCAGGAAAAGGAAAAAGAAUCCAACAAGCCACAGUGGAUGAUCAUAGAGGGGUGGGGAAAUAAAAGCGACGACCGACCCCAGACCCCAGGCACACCUCCAGCAUCACGCACCCCACCACCAGAGGGCACCCCCCAACGUAGAGGAGACUUCACCAGGCAAGAGUAUGAACGGAGACAGCAGCUAAAGAUCAUGGAAGACCUAGACAAGGUGCUGAGACAGAAACCCACCACAGUUCGCGGUGUCAAGAAACAGAGACCCAAGACUGUGUUUAGAGAUGACUCAGUCCUUUCUCACAGCCCUGUUAAAGGUUUCAUGGGCACCAAGCUAAACAAGGUGUACUCUCACUCCACCAUGAACCUGUCUUCCAUGGCAAAUGACCUUACUAUGAGGAAGUCUCCCAGUCGAUCACACUCGCCCUCACGGCUAAUGUCACCAGGACGAAGGAGUGCUCAAAAUGGCGAGAAAGACUGGGAAAAUGGCUCGACUAUUUCUUCUCCUGCCUCAAUCCCAGAAUACACAGGACCAAAGCUGUACAAGGAGCCUAGCUUUAAGUCCAACAAAUUCAUCAUCCAUAAUGCCAUCACUCGCUGCUGUCUGGCUGGAAAGGUCAAUGAACCACAGAAAAACAAGAUUGUAGAGGAAAUGGAAAAGAGCACAGCCAAUCACUUCCUUAUCCUCUUCAGAGAUACCAGUUGCCAGUUCAGAGCUGUUUAUACGAUGAACCCUGAAACUGAGGAGAUGGUACGGCUCACUGGUAUUGGGCCACGCGUCAUCAGUCCUGAGAUGGUGGAAUCCAUUUACAAGUACAGUUCUGACCGCAAACAGUUUACUGUCAUCCCGUCCAAAACCAUGUCCAUGAGUGUUGACGCUUUCACCAUCCCUGGUCAUUUUUGGCAGAAACGGCCAGGAACUCCCAAGAAGCUCGGCACCCCCAAAUAAAAACAAACUUAGGAUGGGUAGAGAUGCUAUGAAUCAGGGAACCAACUCCCAAUGGCGCUUAAAAAUCCACUGUAUUGGCCAGUGUGGCACUUGAAAUUUGUUCUUACCCAGUUAAACAAGCUAUGGACUGCUUACCUGAUAAGGCUUUUAACAGCAUUCAACCAGAGAGCAUCUUGUUCAUUUACAUGCCAAGAAAACUGGCCAAACACUCAUUUAGCUGAAGUUGUAGUUAUAAUAAUUUCACUCUUGAGAGCUUCUGAUUAGCUCUGUCAGGUCUCCUUUGAUUGUAAAAUGUAAUAAGACUGAUUUGUCAUAAUGAAGAAUUCUCUCUUCCUCGCACCCUGCCUCUUCAUGCCUUUCCUUAUCCUGCCCCCCAGAGUCUUUUUUGUGACUCGUAGAUUAAGAAUGAGAGGGAACAACCACACUGCCUUUGCCCGCACAGUAUUUUGGGCCAGAGUAGUAUCCGCCCUCUUAGUUUUGCUUCUUUUCCUUUUGCUGCCUUUUCUUCUUCUUCCAGGGCUUACUUUCUCCAGUCAACUGAGACACAUUGCUCUCAGAUCAGAUUGGAAAUCCCAGCUGAAAAAUAAUAGCAGGUAACACUGCAGGUAUAUGAAUGUAGGGUACACACUAACCACUCAUUUCCAUUCAGGGGCGCUUUCUCUGGUUGGUCUAGACCAGAAGAGGUGGGUGGUUCCUCUGUGGGUUGCACUGGUGGUGCCUACUGUGGUUGUCAGUGGACUUGCACUUAGAAACUACCUGUGCCCCAUAGUAAGUGCACUCCACUGAGCUUCAAGUCUCCUUCAGCUGUAGCCAUCUGGAUGUUUUUUUAUAUACUUUUUGACACUUUUUGCUGGACUAAUCAAUUCAGCCUUCGAGAGCUGAAAGAAGAAAGAAUGAAAUUCAUGUAACCUUUCCUCUUAACAUGCUUUUUCAUUCGCAACAUAUGAUAAAAAAUGAAAUGUAAUCUCAGCUUACCUUGAAAACAAACUGGAACCAUGAAGGAGGGCUUUAUGAUGUUUAUUAUACAGCUGUGUGAAAAUGAUCAUCGAUGCUGAUUUGAUACUUACUGAAUGCUGAUUGUUUUUUUUGAAAAUGAUUUGUAAAAAGUAUGUUGACCUUUGUAAGCUAUCAGUUAGCUAGCCUGCUGCUUGAACCAUUAGUGAGAUGUAUGUUCGAGAAUGAAUGGAUGAGAAUGAUUAGAAAUUGUCACCUGAAAAUUGAUUGAAACUUUUGUCUGGGGAUUAAUAAAUCCUUUAGGUCACUAGGAGUCUGUUUCUUAUGAUGAUUCCCUGUUUGUGUGUUUCAACAUAUAAACAGUAGGUUUCGUGAAGGAUCAUUCUGGACUGCAACAGCCCUCAUGAACCCUGCAUAGUCUCUAGAGACUCCUUCAUGUAUGAUUGUUUUUUUUCUCUCUUUAUUUUCUCUAUGCCAGCAUGUUAAUGCUAAUUGAGCAAAAACACUUGACCCUGCAGAUGAUAGUGAUCUGGCCGAUAUUACCACAAAAACAGUGGGAAAUUGGCCCUCUUAUCUUCCUUUGCAGUCUUAAGCACUACAGCAGCUGUCAUGAUGCAGCUGUCUUCUCUCAAAUCACUGACUGCCUCCAACACAUGUAUUUGAAUGAGAUUCCAAUACAGAUGUGAACAAGGUUGUCCCGAGCAGAAUUUAGGAAAAAUGGUAAGAUGAUCUAUUGAACGUGUGUGUGGAGGAGUGCAUAUGGAAUUACUGGAUGUUUUUUUUUUUUAAUUUAUGUGUUAUGUGUAAAAAAAAAUAAAAAAAAAUAGGUAGUACGUGGUAGUUGAACACUAUAUUUUGAUUCUGUGCAAUUUUCCCCUAGAAGGCCCCCAUGUCACCCAGAGGUAUAUUUAUUUGGUUUGCAUUAGAAAGUGCAUUUGAUGUUUAGUUUAAGAUUCUACUUUUGUCUUUUUUUUUUUCAUUCAGGUGGUAUGUCAGUCACUCAUUUCAUUGAAGUUGUCAUUCCAUUCAUGUUGUUUUCCUUCUCUUCUGUUAUCAGAUUGUGCCAGCACAUUAUGUAUGUUCAUUUCAUAAGUUGAGUAUCAUUGAUAACUGGAGCAGAUAAAUAAAAUUACUUUUUAAAUCAUG
This is a messenger RNA of Sphaeramia orbicularis (orbiculate cardinalfish), 6825 nucleotides long. RefSeq names its product calmodulin regulated spectrin-associated protein family, member 3 (gene camsap3). Gene Ontology annotation, biological process: negative regulation of microtubule depolymerization; neuron projection development; cytoplasmic microtubule organization. NCBI's taxonomy places the organism in Eukaryota, Metazoa, Chordata, Actinopteri, Kurtiformes, Apogonidae. The record is from RefSeq and is a predicted model, not a curated record. Gene Ontology annotation, molecular function: calmodulin binding; microtubule minus-end binding; spectrin binding. The coding region runs from base 373 to 4725 and encodes 1450 amino acids. The transcript has 18 exons. Gene Ontology annotation, cellular component: microtubule minus-end.